This is a messenger RNA of Chanos chanos (milkfish), 2331 nucleotides long. RefSeq names its product cathepsin A (gene ctsa). The record is from RefSeq and is a predicted model, not a curated record. Gene Ontology annotation, biological process: proteolysis. The transcript is spliced from 15 exons. Lineage: Eukaryota; Metazoa; Chordata; Actinopteri; Gonorynchiformes; Chanidae. Gene Ontology annotation, molecular function: serine-type carboxypeptidase activity. The coding region runs from base 56 to 1471 and encodes 471 amino acids.
CUCAGCCUACAUAACCUUGUGAAAGACCAGUGUGUGCAGCUGAACAGUUUGUAAGAUGUACUCCGUGGUGGCGUGUUUGCUGCUGGGAACGUUGGGCGUUUUUGGAGCUCCCGAUUCGCAUGAAAUCAAAUUUCUCCCCGGGCUUCAGAAACAGCCCAGCUUCAGACAAUACUCAGGAUAUUUUGACGUGGCAGACAACAAACACCUCCACUACUGGUUUGUGGAGUCUCAGAAGGAUCCAGCAAACAGUCCUGUCGUUCUCUGGCUAAAUGGUGGUCCAGGAUGCAGCUCCUUGGACGGACUGCUCACAGAACAUGGCCCGUUCUUAGUCCAAGAUGAUGGCAUGACUUUGCAAUACAAUCCUUAUUCUUGGAACAAGAUUGCCAACAUGCUUUACCUAGAGUCACCAGCAGGGGUCGGUUUUUCCUACUCUGAUGACCAGAAGUACACAACCAAUGACACAGAGGUGUCCAUGAACAACUAUCUGGCCCUGAAGCAAUUCUUCAAGUUUUUCCCAGAGUACAGUAAGAAUGACGUGUACCUGACAGGUGAAAGUUAUGGAGGCAUUUACAUUCCUACGCUUGCAGAGAGAGUCAUGGAGGACAGCAGCAUCAACCUUAAAGGCAUUGCUGUUGGAAAUGGCUUGUCCAGUUAUGAGCUGAAUGAUAAUUCUCUGGUUUACUUUGCCAACUAUCAUGGACUUCUUGGAACCAGUUUGUGGACAGCCUUGCAGGGAAGUUGCUGCAAAGAUGGAGUCUGUGACUUCUACAACAACCAGAAUCCAAACUGCACCAAGAAUCUGAAUGAAGUUCAGCUUAUUGUUUAUCAGUCUGGUCUUAAUAUCUAUAACCUGUAUGCUGACUGUCCCGGUGGUGUACCUGAUAGGGCCAGCAUUGAGAACGGGCAGCUUGUGAUCCGGGAUUUUGGGAACAGUUUUAUCAACCACGAGUGGUCUACAGCGUGGACGCAGAAAGUUCGAGGAGUGGCGUCUUUCUUCAAGUCAGUGAAACUUGAUCCUCCAUGUACCAACUCCACACCAUCCACUAAGUAUCUGAACAAUCCUUAUGUUAAAUCUGCUCUACACAUCUCCCCCAAAGCUCUGGACUGGCAGGUGUGCAGUGCUGAGGUGAAUCUGAACUAUAACCGUUUGUACAUGGAUGUGAAGAAGCAAUAUCUGAAGCUGUUGGGAGCACUGAAAUACCGUGUGUUGAUAUACAAUGGAGAUGUUGACAUGGCCUGCAACUUCCUAGGAGAUGAGUGGUUUGUUGAGUCUCUUCAACAAGAGGUUCAGGUGAAGCGUAGGACCUGGAUCUAUAACAACGGGGAAAGCCAACAAGUGGGUGGCUUUGUCAAGGAGUUCAGUAACCUGGCUUUCCUCACUGUUAAGGGUUCAGGUCACAUGGUCCCCAGUGACAAGCCCAUUGCCGCCUACGCCAUGUUCAGUCGCUUCCUUACCAAACAGCCAUACUGACCGUCCUGCAUAGGGAUCAUACCACAACAUCUCUGGUUCUUUUCUUUUUGGUUUUUUUGGGGGUUUGUUUUUUGUUUUUAUUUUUUGUUCUGAUUUGCACUGAAUCACUGUGAACGCACUUGAUCCCUGUCUAUGGUGGUACAAUCAGACCCAGAGUUUUCUCAGAGAUCUGCUGUAUCUGUGUCUUGGGUGCGGCACUGCCGCAUUCCUGUUAGCUACACGUGUCUUCAGUCUGUCGUCAUUUAUGCCAGUCUAAACCUGGCAUUGCUGGCUUUAUUUACCGCAUUGCUUUUGCACUUAUGAAGACAGAAAUUGACUGUGUUUUGUUUUUUAAAGGAAAGAAAGUGUUUGUCAGACCAGUUAAUGAUGCCUUAUUGUUAAUCAGUGCAUUGGAUAUCCACUCACGUAGCUUGAUUUCUAUGUCCCUCAGAAGCACAACAUAAACACUGCUGUAGUGUACAGCUACUGAGGCUAUGUGACACCUCUCCUUUUUUUCCCUCCCAUUGGUUGGAGGAUAGUGGUUAUACAUUUGAGUGGUUGUCUGUCUGUAAUAGGUCCAUCUAUGGCAUAUAAACAGAUGUCUGUAAAACUUUAAAUGGGUAUGUGUUUGCACUUGAUUUAAUUACAUGGAAACUUGCGUUGAAUUUCUUCUGUCUCAUAGAAAGGGAAUUUUUUAAAUGCAUUGUAUGUUGUCGGGAAGAUACAGUAGAUGCUUACAUGUGUUUCUCAUGUGAAACUAACAUGAACUUUAUGGCACAUACAUCUCGCUUUGUUUGCUCUAAUGGAGGGCAGCGUGAUUGGUCUUUAUUGCUAAUUCUGACAUUUAAAUGCUUACAUUCUCUGAUUUGUAAAAUCAUGUA